AUGGGCUACUAUGGUGGCUGCUACAGAGGCCUGGGCUAUGGCUAUGGCUUCGGUGGCCUGGGCUGUGGCUAUGGCUAUGGCCUCGGUGGCCUGGGCUAUGGCUGUGGCUAUGGCGGCUAUGGAUAUGGCCCUUUCUAUGGAGGCUACGGAUAUGGCUGCUCUCGAUCUUGCCUUGAACAAGAAACGAAAAUCACCACCCCUGACACCAUGGGCUAUUAUAGCAGCUGUUACAGAGGCCUAGGCUAUGGCUGUGGCUUCAGUGGCCUGGGCUAUGGCUAUGGCUAUGGCCUCGGUGGCCUGGGCUAUGGCUGUGGCUAUGGUGGCUACGGAUAUGGCCCAUUCUAUGGAGGCUGUGGAUAUGGCUGCUAUCGCCCAUGCAAUUAUGGAAGAUACUGGUCUGGCUGCUGCUGA
This is a messenger RNA of Manis pentadactyla (Chinese pangolin), 411 nucleotides long. Its product is annotated as keratin-associated protein 19-2-like. Lineage: Eukaryota; Metazoa; Chordata; Mammalia; Pholidota; Manidae. The record is from RefSeq and is a predicted model, not a curated record. The coding region runs from base 1 to 411 and encodes 136 amino acids. The transcript has 2 exons.